AUGUCAUCCACCUUGAGACCAAGAUCCACAUCCUCCUCCUCCUCCGCCAACCAACGGCAGCAAGAUGAACCCACAACCGCCGCCGCUCUGAUCCCGCCGGAACCCGCACAGCAGCAGCAAACACUUUCCCAAAGAGCCAUCUCCCAGACCCUAACCACGACGGCAAACCUCGCCAACCUCCUCCCCACGGGAACCCUCCUAGCCUUCCAGCUCCUCACUCCGAUCUUCACCAACGGCGGCUCCUGCGACGCCGCCACGCGUCCCCUGACCCUCCUCCUCCUCGCCCUCCUCGCCGCCUCCUGCUUCCUCGCCUCCUUCACCGACUCUGUCGCCGUCGAGGCAGGGGAAGAGCAGAGGAAGAAGAAGGCCGUGUACUACGGGCUCGCCACGUGGGAAGGGAUUUUCCUGUUCGACUGCCCCGACCCGGUGGGUUGCGGGCUGACCGAGGAGGCGCUGGGCCGGUACCGGAUCCGGUUCGUCGACUGGGUCCACGCGGUUCUGUCCGGUUUGGUUUUCGUCUCGGUGGCGAUGCGGGAUCGGAACGUGGUGGGGUGUUUGUACCCGGUUCCCGGGGAUGAGGCGAGGGAGGUUCUGGGUAUUGUUCCGGUUGGGAUCGGGGUGAUCUGUAGCUUGUUGUUCGUCGUUUUCCCCACGCGGCGGCAUGGGAUUGGCUACCCCGUCACCGCCGCGCCGGCCAAAUGA
Linum tenue is the source of this 702-nucleotide messenger RNA. The record is from the annotation of a GenBank genome assembly. NCBI's taxonomy places the organism in Eukaryota, Viridiplantae, Streptophyta, Magnoliopsida, Malpighiales, Linaceae.